CACUUCCGGGGAUACCCAAGGAAUUUCCUUGCAAGGACCUGUCAGGUUGUCCACAAGAACUGCUCUAGGGUGUUAUUGCCCCAAGAGAUUAUUUACCAUGCGAUGAACAAUGCCAGUGAACGUAAGCGAUGAGUAGCCGGACUGGAUUUGACCUUGGACAAUAUGGUUACAGAACAAUGCCGAAGGACUUAACGAAAGAAGAAAAACGACUUCUGUCGUCUGUUUUUCAUGAAGUAGAUAAUGGAGGCAAGGGGUUUUUAAACAGAGAAGACUUGAAGAUCGCAGUUGCAGAAAUAUUUGGAUACAAACCAUCCAAGCUUGAAGCAGAUCAUUUGAUGGAAAGUUAUGGAGACAGCACAGGAUUAACUCUGCCAAUGUUCCUGGCUGCCAUGACUGAGAAGAUGUCCAAGGCUGACCUUGAUGGAGAAAUUAGACAUACCUUCAUGGCAUUCGAUUCCCAAUGUCGUGGCUUUUUGACCGCUGAAGACUUGGAGAAAGCUGUAAGCUCGGUAGCACCCCACAUUCCUCACCACAGUAUCCAGUCUACAUUCAGGGAGUUAGAUCGUGAUGGAGACGGACGGGUUAGUUACAAGGAUUUUGAUUCUAUGAUGAAAUACAAUACAGAACAAUUGUAGCCCCUGUGCAGGGACACCAAAGGACUCCGGAUAUUGUGUGCUUUAAAAGCAAACCCACUGCAGAAUUGUUGUAUAUGUGCAUGUGUUUAUAAUACAGUCAAACUUUUCUAUUUCAAAUUUGGAAAACUCAAACAUUGUACACAGUAUCAUCUGAUAAUGUUUUAAAUGAUCUCCCAAUUUUCUAUUUUCACCACAUGAUAUGGUUAUUCUCCUUUGUGUGAAAAAAGGACUGGUUUCAACUAUUUCAGUUAAUUUCUCCAGAGUUAU
Molecule: messenger RNA, 902 nt
Organism: Pecten maximus
Lineage: Eukaryota; Metazoa; Mollusca; Bivalvia; Pectinida; Pectinidae
Product: EF-hand calcium-binding domain-containing protein 11-like
Exons: 6
Coding region: 129-635 (168 amino acids)
Cellular component (GO): cytoplasm
Molecular function (GO): calcium ion binding
Source: RefSeq, a predicted model, not a curated record